UUCAGCCCAACUGAUACGGAACUUAAAUGGGCUGCAAUCUGCUUAAAAAGAAUCAGGCUUUCUGCAAAUGUCUCUGGCUCUAUCUGUUCUUCUUCCUUGAAGUUGAUGAAGAACCCUAAACACUCAAUUGAGAUCUACCCUUACUGGGCAUUUCCCGCUAUUCAGAAUCCAUUCUAACCUAGGGGGAUUUUGAAUUUCGACGCCAUUUUCACAGGCAAGUUAUUUGCAUAUACAAUUGCAAAUUUUUGUCAUGAUGUUUAUACAUAUGCGUAAAUAUCUUGUCUACUUCUCCAAGAAUAAUUCUUUAUCGGUAUGCAAAUCCCCUGUUUCUUUCUCUCUUCCAACACUUCAGCUUUUCUCUACUUCUGCGGAGAAACAACGUACUACCACCACUGCACUUUCUGAUUUCUUGCUGCAUAAACACCAUUUCUCUCCUGAAUCGGCUUCACAAGUCGCCUCGGCUUUAACCCGUCUGAAGGACCUGGAAAAGUACGACUUCAUACUGUCGUUCCUCAAAGACAGUGGUUUUUCAAAUACCCAGUUGGAGAAGAUCCUGAAAUAUAAGCCUGGAUUGCUCUCAGCAAACGCUGACAUAGUCAUCAAGCCCAAGAUCAAGAUUUUCCAGGAUUUGGGUUUUUCUGCUAAAGACACUGCUGAAAUAAUCACGAAUGAUCCGGAUAUUUUGUACCGUAGUUUGAAUAAUAGAGUUAUCCCGUCAUUGUCUCUGUUAAAGGCUUUUUUUGGAUCCAGUGUGGAAGUAGCUAAGGUUUUGAGGAUUUCCGGGUGGUUCUUGAAGUAUGAUGUUGGAAAAACUAUGGUUCCCAAUGUUGAAUUCUUGAAAAGCUGUGGGAUAGCCAUGGAGCAGAUCAGUUGGCUUAUGUAUAAUUUUCCUCGGGCACUCUUGAGUAAGCCGGAAAGAUUGAGGACAUAUGUUGACAGGAUUGAUGAGAUGGGAAUCAGUAGGAGUUCCAAAAUGUUUAUUCAUGCUAUCCGUGUUCUUGGGUCGAUGACUAUAGAGACUUGGGAACAGAAGUUGAAGGCUUUUCAGAAUCUAGGUUUCUCCAAAGAUGACAUAGUGGCAGCAUUCCGAAAAGCUCCUCAGGUUUUCGCUGUAUCUGAAGCAAAACUGAAGAACUUGAAGAAGGUUCUGCUUGCAUCUGGGAAAUAUGAUGUUUUAUGUAUCAUUAACCACCCGACGUCACUCAUUUGCAGCAUCGAGAAGAGGUAUAAGCCACGGCUACAAAUGUUGGGGAUUCUGGAGAGUAGGAAUUUGAUUGAAGAUUGGCCUAAUUUUCCAGCAUUAUACAAAAUGUCUGAUGAGGCGUUUUUUAAGAAAUAUGUUGGCCCUUAUUUAAAUGAAGUUGGGCACCUGAGUAUGGUUAAGAGAGCGUUCAGAGUCAAAAGAGACGCCGAACUUAUAUUAUCAUCGAAAAAAGUGAGAUCACAACCUACCAUCAGUUCUAAAAUUCUGUAGCAGCCUGUGGAAGCAAAUUGAGCAAAAAUAGUUAGUUCGCUUAAAUUGUUUGCCCAAGUUAUUGCUACUUAAAAGUUCGUUUGCUCUUCGUAUUGAAA
Messenger RNA from Sesamum indicum (sesame), 1572 nucleotides. RefSeq lists its product as uncharacterized. Gene Ontology annotation, biological process: regulation of DNA-templated transcription. The record is from RefSeq and is a predicted model, not a curated record. Gene Ontology annotation, molecular function: double-stranded DNA binding. NCBI's taxonomy places the organism in Eukaryota, Viridiplantae, Streptophyta, Magnoliopsida, Lamiales, Pedaliaceae.